Molecule: messenger RNA, 1501 nt
Organism: Camellia sinensis
Lineage: Eukaryota; Viridiplantae; Streptophyta; Magnoliopsida; Ericales; Theaceae
Source: RefSeq, a predicted model, not a curated record
UUUUCACAAUGAGAAUAGUUAUCUGGACUUAGUCACGUGACAUUCACGUGCGGUUCUUCUUCCUUAAUCUUCUUCAACCAACGAACACCCCCAUCAACACAAACAAAGAAGAUAACAACAACAUCAAUCAUCAUUAUCCACAUUUUCUAGGGUUUUUAGGGUUUCAAUUCAAAACACUCCAAAUAAAUUAAAUUUAAUUCGAAUUUCAAUCACCCUAACGCUCUGAUUUUCAUCUGGAUCGACAAUCCAUGGCUUGAAUUUCAAUUUCCGAAUCAUUGAGGUCGUUAAUCGAAGAUUUUAAGGUUUUUUUUUUUUGGUAGUGAAAUCAUGACUGUUGAUUAGAUCAUCGAACGGUGUAAGAUCAUGGACCAGUCUCAGAUGCUGAAUCGAAGCUUCGGACAUUGGCCACCGCCGGCGCCGCCGCCUCCGCCACACGACGAUCCAUUGAAAUUUAAGUUUUUUCAGAGACCGAAUUUCGGAUCUACGAAGCUUGGUCGAAGCAAUUGGAGAGGCAAGAAUCCGGAAAAACGCAACGAAAUGCACUGGAAAGACCCUCUCGGAGUCGGAAACAUCUACAAACCACCGAAUCUGAACGAUUUACAGUCUCAGAAUCGUCUCAAAGCUCGUCGAUUCUACCCUAAGAAGAAAUUCAACAACCGUUUCGCUCCGUUCGCUCCUCGGAACACGACGUCGUUCAUAAUCCGUGCGAAGAAGUCCGGCGGAAUCGCUUCCUUGGUCUCGCCAUGUCCGGUGACUCCGGCGAUUCUUCCGUCCCCGAUUUUCUCGCCGUCGAGGGAGGUUUUGGUCGAUAUGGCGAAGGAAGAGUGGGGUGUGGAUGGUUAUGGUUCGAUGAAGGGCUUGAUUCGUCUCCGUUCAUCGCAAGAUCAUGAGGCGGAGGAAGAAGAAGAAAUUGGAGGAGGAUCGAGUGAUAGUGAUGUUGAAGAGCAUGUUGAGGUGGAGAGGAGGUUAGAUCACGAUUUGAGUCGAUUCGAGAUGAUAUAUCCGAAUGGUGGAGAUGAUCAGACUAAUCUGUUGGAGAAUAGGGUUGAUGAUCAGUACACUCAUAUAGCUCAAUUGGAGGAAGAGAAUUUGACUUUGAAGGAGAGGAUUUUCUUGAUGGAGAGAGAAUUGGGGGAUUUGAGAAAGAGGGUUCAAUGCUUGGAGACCAACAAUGACGGUGGGCAAGCCACGAAUAACAAAGAUGAGGCGUCAGAGAAUUGGUCGGAGAACCAGACGGGCGGUGAUAUUUGCUCGGAGAAGAGUACUGGCGACGGUGAUGGUGUGUGAAGGUGAUAUAUCUUUAACUUGAUGAUGGAUCGCUUUGGGGAAAUUUUUAGAAAGUUUGUUGUUAUUAGUGCAAAUUCUUGUACAUAUGUUGUGUAGGUUGUGGUAGUUCUUGUUGUAGUUACUUUGUUCAUGUUAAUCUGACUAUGGGCUAAUAUGAAGUAGAUGACUGUUUUCUUGAUUAUGAUUAGUGAUAAAAUUGCAGUGCCUUUUUACU